Molecule: messenger RNA, 1038 nt
Organism: Haliaeetus leucocephalus (bald eagle)
Lineage: Eukaryota; Metazoa; Chordata; Aves; Accipitriformes; Accipitridae
Gene: B3GALT4
Product: UDP-Gal:betaGlcNAc beta 1,3-galactosyltransferase, polypeptide 4
Exons: 1
Cellular component (GO): membrane
Molecular function (GO): N-acetyl-beta-D-glucosaminide beta-(1,3)-galactosyltransferase activity
Source: RefSeq, a predicted model, not a curated record
GCGGCCGACACGGACCUCGCCAACGACCCCCCCGUCCUCCUCUCCCCCCGCGGCUGCGGACCGACCCCCCCGUUCCUCCUGGUGCUGGUUCCCAGCGCCCCGUCCCACUCCGCUCGACGCCAGGCCAUCCGAGAAACUUGGGGGGGGGCGGACGGGCGACCCGGUGGGCUCCCCACCCGCACCCUCUUCGUCCUGGGGGUGCCGACGGUGCCGGCCGAACAACCGGCGGUGCGAGCGGAAGCUCGCCGCCACGGCGACCUCCUGCAAGGCGCCUUCGCCGACACGUACGCCAACCUCACGCGCAAAACGGCGUUUCUGCUCCGCUGGGCGACGCGCCGUUGCCCCGCCGUCCCUUUCAUCCUCAAAGCCGACGACGACGUCUUCGUCAACCUCCCGGCCUUGACGAAUUACUUGGCGUCCUUCCGGCGAGCGCCGCGGUUAUACCUGGGACGGAUCCACUGGUGGGUUCGACCCCAGCGGGACCCUCGCGGUCGUCACCACGUCCCCGUCGCCGUUUAUCCCGCCGCCGCCUUCCCCCUCUAUUGCAGCGGCACGGCGUACGUCUUAUCGGGGGAGGCGGCGGCGGCCGUGCUGGCGGCGGCCCCCCGAGUCCCUUUUGUCACCCCCGAGGACGUCUGGGUGGGCCUUUGCGCCCAGCGAGCCAGUUUGGCGCCCCGCCACUCGGCUCGGAUGGCCGGAUCGGCGCGGUUCCCUUUGGACGGGUGCUGUUACGGCGAGGUGCUCUUCAGUUCCCACGGGCUCGGCCCCGGCGAGUUGCGGAGGGUCUGGGGGUUGUUGCAAGGAGAGGGGGGGGGUUGUAACGCGUUGCAGCGGGCGCUGGGCGUGCUGCGGUGCAAGGCGCUGGCCGUCGGCGAGUGGCUUUGGCAGUGAGCAGGGAGGGUGACGGUGCGGCGAGGCCGAGGACGUCGCACGGGGCUCGCACGUGUUGGAGGAGCCGCAGCAGCGCUGGGAUGCAGCGUGGUGUCGCUGCGAGCCGUCAGCCGCGGUGCAAAGAGGACGAGGACGUUGCACGUGUUC